Molecule: messenger RNA, 1014 nt
Organism: Suillus subaureus
Lineage: Eukaryota; Fungi; Basidiomycota; Agaricomycetes; Boletales; Suillaceae
Exons: 7
Coding region: 1-1014 (337 amino acids)
Source: RefSeq, a predicted model, not a curated record
AUGUACCAUGAUUCCAACAGGCAGAGUAUGUGCACACGGAGAGCUAGCAGCUGUGUGGUGUCAACAUUGUCUUCAACAGCUGCAUGCAAAUCUCACCAAUCCAAGGUGUUGUCCAAGGUGUCCUUGUCGAUGGAUGCUGACCUUGCAAGACUCGAAAUUCAACUCAACCACAUUACAUCCAAGCAUGACUUAUCUGUGGAGGAAGUGUUAGAGGAAUGGGUAGAGAGGCAGAAAAGCUAUGAUUCAGAGAGUUGGAGGCUGCUGGAUGGGUUACCAUGCAUCAUGGGCAGUUUAACCACACUUUGUGGAAACCUCAGUGGGCAGGGGUUGAACUUCCCUUGGAAGACCCUGCCCACCUUCCUAGGAAAAAAUGGCUUGGUACUCUACAACUACCCAGAAGACUGCCCUCAUGCCUGGCUCUUGGUGUCUCACGACCCUGUCAUCUAUGCUGACUCUCACUGGAUGAAUCAUCCCCUGCCUCUUCUCCCACCCCUUCUCCCACCCCUUCACGUCAUUGUCCUGGCCCAACUAGUCAUCUCAAGGAGUCUCACCCUGCCCCAUUGUGUCCUCAUCCUGGCCCAGCUAGUCGUCUCAAGGAGACAUGCCCUGGCCCUUCGCGUCCUUGUCCUGGCCCUUCUAGUUGUCUCUGCUGGCCCUUCUCAUUGUUUCAAGGAGGCUUCUCCUGGCCCUUCUCAUCGACUCAAGAUGACACAGAUGCCUCCCCCAGCCCCAAUUGUUAGAGGAGUUGAUGCCAGAGAGCUCAUUCUGGGUAUAGCCUGCCUUACCCAGAAUUCAACAGUGAUGGAAGCCACUGGAGAUGCCAUGGAUGAACUUGAGAUGGCUGCAUAUACAAUUUUAAUUACAAUCAAAUCUGCCAAGAAAUCACACAAGGCCAUGGAGACUGACUCAAAUGGCAAAAUUAAACAACUUUUGUGGUGCCAUGGAAGGAGAAGAGAUGUACUGGGUCUGGGUGCCUUGUUACGAUCAGAUUUUGCGACACUGAUCCUCCUGUGA